AUGAAUUUUUCAAAAGUGGGAAUAAGCACAGCCACAGUACUUAUGAUAUACUACGAUCAGAAGACCCCACGAUUCAUACCAGAAGCGCCAGCUCUCCAAAAUGGGGAUGUUUCCAAUGCCACCUUUACUCAAUCAACUGAAGUUGUUGAUUCAUGCUCUUCUGAGAAUCAUUUUCUUAAAAAGUACAUAAAUUCAAAAACAUCACAGAUCAGAUAUGAAAUAUUGCGAUGUGAAGCAGAAGCAGCCGAUUUUAAUUUAAAAGAAAUAUCUGUGAUAGGACACAGGGGGCAUGGGAUGGAUUGCUUUAAUAAGCCGUUAGAUUUAGCAGGAGAAAACAGCCAGCAUUUGAUAAAAGAAAACACAAUCAAGUCUUUUAUGCUGGCACAUAGGAAGAAGGCUCAAAUGGUCGAAAUGGAUAUUCAUAUGACCAAAGACCGAAAAUUGGUAGUAUUUCACGACGAUGUGAUAGACAAAAGAAUGGUGGCAGAAAUGGAGUAUCUUGAGUUUCUAGAACAGACUGAAAGCACAGAAAAAGAGUUUGAAACAACCAAUACAACCCUCGACAAUAUUUUGAGAUACCUGCCCGAUGAUCUUGCACUUUAUCUUGAAAUUAAAUACAGUCAUAACCACAAAUACAGCAAUUCAUAUGAAAUUGAUCUGAUUCAAGGACUAAUAACGCUACUUCAGUCUUACCCUAAAAGAAAAAUUGUGCUUGCCUCUUUCUCACCGCUGAUUUGUGAGCUGCUGAAGAGCUACUGUCCUGGAUAUAAGACUUGCUUCCUGAUAGGAGAAGAGUCGAUGAAAUUCUCUAAAGUCGGGGAUGAAGAGUUUUGCAAGAUCGUAGCUGAAUUUGCCAAGGGGUGGAAUAUCGACGGCAUUGUUGUAGAUACUGAAAUUGUACCAAGAAUUGGGAAUAUCAUCAGCCAGUGUAAAGACAGCCUAUGCUUGAUGUGCUAUGGAGAUGGUGCAAAUGAUAUUGAACAAGUCAAAAAGUUGAAAGAGAUGGGAUUUAGUGGAUUUUGCACGGACAGCAUUGACAUAUAUGCUCUGUAA
Molecule: messenger RNA, 1053 nt
Organism: Vittaforma corneae ATCC 50505
Lineage: Eukaryota; Fungi; Microsporidia; Nosematidae
Exons: 1
Coding region: 1-1053 (350 amino acids)
Biological process (GO): glycerophospholipid catabolic process
Molecular function (GO): phosphoric diester hydrolase activity
Source: RefSeq, a predicted model, not a curated record